Anneissia japonica is the source of this 3161-nucleotide messenger RNA. RefSeq lists its product as uncharacterized. The transcript has 7 exons. The record is from RefSeq and is a predicted model, not a curated record. The coding region runs from base 363 to 1445 and encodes 360 amino acids. Lineage: Eukaryota; Metazoa; Echinodermata; Crinoidea; Comatulida; Comatulidae.
CAGACCACACGAAGACAAGAAUCCCGUCAGAAAACUUUUGGUAUUUUGCAUUUUGUUAUGUCUUUUUACAUUGAAAAGCUGUAGGGCCCUAAUGCUAUCUAAAUCACCCUGGACAUUCGAAUAAAGGAGAAACUUCAAAGCCUUUUCGAUCCAGUUUGUCUUAGUACUGAAUUUUGGUUAUUUAAAUUGUAGCUGGGCCUGCCGAUGUAGGCUAGGGCCGGGCCUUGUGUUGUUUUGUUUGUAGGCUAGUUUUCUGUCCUGCUGUAUGUAGUCCUACCUCUGCAUAGUAAAGGAAGGUGCGAGCUUUUAUUUUUGGACCAGGCCGGGAGUAAGGGAAGGCACGUUUCAAGAUUUAUUCAAGAAUGGCACCAAUCUUUCAAACUUCUAAAGAGCAAGAGAUAGAGAAGAAAUUGUCGAAAUUGUACAACAAAUGCAGGGAACAAGGACUCUCAGAUGAAGAGAUCUUGGACGUUUCAGCACCGCUACUCAAAUUCAUUAAAACAUCAGAGCAAAAACAAACCAGAAAAAAGCAAACACGGUUUUUGCUUUGUAUUGCAUUUGUUAUUGGCACCAUAGCAAUAAUCUAUCAAUAUGAUCCUGCUUACAGAAUGCUCUGUGUUGUUGGACGACUCUUUUCAAUACAGACUUUAGCUUUCUAUGAUUGGACGGACAUAUAUUUUUUAGACUGUGCACUAAUUAAUCCCUAUUAUGUCAAAGAUGGACUCACUGCCGAAGAUUGUGAGAUGUGCCAAGAUUUGGAUUUUAUUGAAGAUGUAGACAAUCUUGAUCCUAAAGAUAUGACAGAAUAUUUAUUUGACCACGUUCCAGUAGUCGUGACAGAUGCCAUACAUGAGUGGAGGGCUAGCAAAGAGUUCAAUUUAGAGUUUAUUAAAAAGUUAUAUAAAGAAGAAGAUGUUCUAGCAAUGUCAACUGUUUGUUCCUUAGUCAGCGAAUCAGAAGAGGAUUUCCAUUCGUUAAUAGAAGGGCUAGGGGGCACAAUUCCAACCUGGAACCUCCGAUGGAGCAAUUGUGAAGUCCAAGCAAAUAAAGUCUUGCGUCGUUACUUCCACCGUCCCUAUUUCCUACCGGACAUGGUGGAAGUGUUAGGAUCCUGGGUAUUCAUGGCCUCUGGAACCAGGCGGGACCCAGAGAGGGCCAAGAAGGAGCAGAUACAUGAAAAGAAAGGGGAAAAACGAUAUUUUAGCACCACUGGAUGGAAAGAAUUCAAGAGGAAUAAUAAAAUGCAGUGGAUGGCACAGAUCAAAGGACAAUAUGCUAUCUCAUUGACGCCAUUAGCACCAUGCAAUGAAACAUGUCAACAAUUCAGUUUUGAACUCAAUCCUGGAGAAAUUUUGGUCUUCACUCCUAAGAUGUGGUCUUUUGAGUAUAUGCCAUACGGAGAAGCGGAUGCCAUAGCUCUGGCUUCAAUGGGAGACUGGGAAUAAUGCUAACGGUAAUUGAUACCAAAUCAUGCAUACUAUAUAUUGAACAAACUAAGGUGCUUUAAAAACCAGGGAGGGGGAGGGGAGUACAUAUAAAUUUGGAAAAAAUUGUUGUGCCUCCAACGGUGAAAAUUGUAUUUUUAAAAUGCCUUCAGACAACCUUUGCACACAAAUUUUUAACCCAAAAAAGCAGUUGUAUUGAGGGGGAAAAAAGUGUGCACUGAAUGUAUGUAUAGAUAAAUUUUUUUUUUUCUUCAUGUAGGGCGCUAAUUGGCCAAAAGUAAAAUUUUAUUUUUAUUUGAAAUCAUCAAUAUAUUUGCAGUCGGCGGGUUCGCCAAACAAGGUAUAAAAAAAGUCUUGCCCAGUCUACAAAAUUCAAAUUUUUGAAGCAUAAUUAUGCUUUUAAAAAUAUGGAACAUUUUAUGCUGAUGAACAAAAACAAGAAUAUUCUAUUUUCAGAAUGUCUUCCAUAUAAACCAUAAAGCUAUCUUUAAUUUUUAUUUUACCAAUACAUUUUACAUUAAGUACUAUGAAAUACACUUUAAGGGGAUGGUAGCGUGCAUAUAAUAGUAAUAGGUGAGAACCCAGGUAGCUAUAGAGUACUGCACCAAUUUCUAAUAUUUUAUGCCUUAUACUUUAUAGAGUUGCGUCAGUAAGAAAUCUAAGCUUUCUUCUUAAAUGAAAUAAAAGUACCAUUUAGUAAAAAGUAAUAGGUGAGAACCCAGGUAGCUAUAGAGUCCUGCACCAAUUUCUAAUAUUUUAUGCCUUAUACUUUAUAGAGUAAUGUACCAUUAAAUUCAUAGCAUAGGUAAUAAAUUUUAUAUAAGAAAAUUUGUACUAUUUUCAUUUUUUUUAAAUCAAUUAUUAAUCUACAUUAUCUCAGGCUAACACCAUUAAUUAUGCAAGUCUGAGUUCGUAUAUUCUGGCAAGCAAAAAGUAUCUCAUUAAAAUUCAUUACUGUCAAUUUUGAAUUGAUAACAUUCCUUGAAGUAAUUUUUUCCUAAAAUGUACUUGAAUUACAGUAUUGCAUAGUCAGCCUUGUUUAAUGUAAAUAUUUUCCCUGAUAUUUCAUAUAAUUAUAUAUAUUCAAGAUAUAUACUAAUUAAAAAUAUAUUUUUCUUACCUUACAAUCGCUACAUGUAUUGCCGACAGCAUAAAGUGAUUCUUUGUCGGUCGAAUUGAGGAACCUUUCCAAGUGCGUCAGGGACUGCUACGCAGUACGAUUGCACUGAAAACACUGUAGCAGUAACAGUGUAGCGAUCUUAAGGAAACCAGGCCUAAUACUAUAAAUACUAGCAUUAUAUGCUCUCAAUAUAUAUAUAUAAAGAUUUAAUGAACAGUGCAUAAUACCUCAUAAAGAGCUUUAUAAUCAAAUCACAUUUCCAUUAACAUAAAUUUCUCUUUUGUAAUAUUUAGUUCUUAUAUUUUAUAAGUCGUAACAUGUACAACUUUAUUGUACCAUUAACUUGUAUAUUCUUUGUCUGUUCUUAAAAAAAACUACUUUUUUUACCAUUAACUUGUAUAUUAUUUGUGUCUGUUCAUGAAAAAAACAUGCUUUUUAAUCGUUUGAAGUUUGUUGUUAAGCACUGUGCUAUACUACACUAAACUGUAUGUGGCAGAGACAAUGUAUAGAAUUCACACAAGUAAUAUACAAAGGGCAGCUUUGUUCAGUUGUUUUGAAUAUUUAUUAAGCUAAUAAAACGUUAUGCUAUUUUUGAA